This is a messenger RNA of Alternaria rosae, 1662 nucleotides long. RefSeq names its product thioesterase-like superfamily-domain-containing protein. Gene Ontology annotation, cellular component: peroxisomal matrix. Bases 211 to 1338 code for a protein of 375 amino acids. The record is from RefSeq and is a predicted model, not a curated record. Gene Ontology annotation, biological process: fatty acid catabolic process; acyl-CoA metabolic process. The transcript is spliced from 2 exons. Lineage: Eukaryota; Fungi; Ascomycota; Dothideomycetes; Pleosporales; Pleosporaceae. Gene Ontology annotation, molecular function: fatty acyl-CoA hydrolase activity.
GUUUGUAACAUGCGACACAAAUUGUAGCCACCCCCAGUGACGGAGGUUGACAGCUUGCGCCGUCAUUCAUCCGAACCCCGCCCGUCCCGAGGUAACUUAUUAGCGCCACAUCUGUACCUGCUGUACGCCGCAGCACUCGCCCAACAUAAUGAUGGCCUUUAUUGAGCAUACGACAUAUUCCCACGUCAAUCAUACUUUGUUGUCGCUGCCAUGGUCGUACGUCCCUACUUUACCGCUGACAAGGAGGUGCUGCCGUUCGAAAAGGUGAUCGCACUUGAACGCAUUGACAAUUGGACAUUCCGCUCCAUCGUCAAAGCUUACUCACCGACUGGUGGUGAGAACGGUACGUAUGGCGGUCACGUAUUUGCGCAAGCUGCAUGGGCCGCUGCGCAGACUGUCGAUGAAGGAUUCCUCAUACAUAAUAUCACCGGAUGGUUCGUACUAGGGGGCAAGCCAGAUGAACACUACACCUAUCGCGUGCGAAAGAUUCGAGACGGUUACAAUUAUUGCACACGCAACGUGACCGUAAGUCAGGUUGCAGCCGACGGAGACAUGUUUACAUGUACCUGUUCCUUCAAACGGGAAGAGAGCUCACCCUUCGACAUGCAAGAGUUUGUUGACUUGAAAGAAGUGUAUCGCGACGCACUAGAAGGCAAAGAAGAUGAGCCAAUGGAGCAUGCGGCGGCUCCAAGCAAUGAUUCUGAACAUUUCCGGGAAACCUACCUUCCAGCUCAUCCCGAUCAUUUCAAUCCAAUCGCCGGCUUGCACAUCCGCAAGGCUGACAUGUCGAAGUACAAUCAGAGACGUCAUCCGCUCGAUCGUAAACAGCUGACCUUUUACACGCUACGCGGUGCACUUCCAUUACCAACCGCACCAUAUCCGCCUCCCUCGGAAUGCGACCAGAAGCUCACAUUGACACGAGAGGCCAACAUGCACGCCUGUGCACACUUGUACGCAUCGGACCGUAACUCGCUAUUCAUUGUGCCAAACCAUCUUGACCGGCCUCGGGGUUACAAACGCAUGGCGUCUUUGUCUCACAGCGUCAUCUUCCAUGUCGGUAUCAAGGACCUCGUUAUGCCUAGUGAACCGCGGAUCGACCACCCGAAUGCCGACGCGACAAUGUGGGAAGAUGGCCCACUGCCACUCUGUAACCUGGAGGGGCACAAGGGCGGUGACAAGGACGGACGAAAAUGGUUUAUGCAAGAAGCGUGGCUAACUCGAGCUACGGGAGGUAGAGCGCUACAUACUAGUCGUAUGUGGGACUAUGAGAGUGGCGUGCAUAUUGCGACGACCUUUCAGGAUGGAUUGAUUAGGUUCAAGGAGGAUGCAAAACUCUGAGAUGGGGUGUAAGAAUACGCCCGGAAAGUCUUGGUGUAGUCCGAAUUAUCCGAGGACUGGCAGUACAGACUUCAAAUACUUUGUCAUUUCGAAGAGCGAAUAGCAUAGAUGCCGUUUCUUUCUUGGAGAAGGGGCUGCGUGCUAUUAGAGGUGGAAUAGCGAAGCAGAUGCGGGCAUUUUCUGUGGGUGAGCAUGUUUAGCGUUAAACCACUCAUCGUCAACCUUGUAUCUGCUCUAUACAGCUAGAGCAACGAUGGGGCGUAAUACGCCCGUCUCUAGCUUAUGUUGCCCAAGAAGCGCGCAAUAACUCAAGUUGCUGUCGGC